UGACUGAUAAUACGAGUUAUGUAAAUAUUUAACCUUCUUUUCACUAUAGCCCACACAAUUUUGAAGACAUCAUGCGAGCAGUCCCAGUUUUCAGCAUCCUCCUGCUUGUGGCUUCGGCCGCGCAGGCAAUGCCCAGCCAAAUUUCAACGCAGAGGGUGACCGGCGAGGAAAUCAAUAACUACGUGGACAGACUCAUAAACGAAAUUAUUAAGUACAUGUUGGACAACAACUUGAACCCGUUGAUACUUCCUGAUCUAGUAGAAGGUUUCGAGUAUAAGGACUUCCUGGGAAUCGUGUGGCAUGGAGAGGCUUCGUUGCGCAAUGGCUUGAUGACCGGCCACACUUCAAUCCACAGAGUUGGAGAUGCAGAUUUCACAUACGAAAAUAUGAACCUCACUGUCAGCGCCGAAAUGGGACUACUCGCCAUAAAAGUUGACUACGACUUCGAGGCGACUUUCAUGGAUCUCGGACCCACCGGCCACGCCGAGAUUUUCGCCAAUGACAUUAUUUUCGGCUUCAGCUUCUCCCUCGACAUGGGCUCGCCAAACGCCACCGCAACUUUGCACUCAUUUGACAUCGUUUCCACAAGGUCAAUCAGCGUCAACAUCACUGGACUUUUGUGGGGUCUCAACUUCUUGGUCGAAGUGUUCGUCAACUUGUUCGUAGACAUUUUCAAGAAUACCAUUUUGGGCAUUCUUGAAGGCGUCAUUGAAGAUGGCUUGCGUGAGGCGCUCGCAAAUAUUUCGCUCGGCAUUCUUAUUCUGGCGUAACCUAGACUGUUAUUAAUUAAGUUUUAUAUGAGUACAAAAAUAAAUAUUACUUUUGCUUAAGAAAUCGCGCAAA
Cloeon dipterum is the source of this 843-nucleotide messenger RNA. RefSeq lists its product as uncharacterized. Lineage: Eukaryota; Metazoa; Arthropoda; Insecta; Ephemeroptera; Baetidae. The coding region runs from base 72 to 770 and encodes 232 amino acids. The transcript is spliced from 5 exons. The record is from RefSeq and is a predicted model, not a curated record.